Molecule: messenger RNA, 3333 nt
Organism: Pezoporus flaviventris
Lineage: Eukaryota; Metazoa; Chordata; Aves; Psittaciformes; Psittacidae
Product: C-type lectin domain family 5 member A-like
Exons: 8
Coding region: 542-1327 (261 amino acids)
Source: RefSeq, a predicted model, not a curated record
UUUACUUCCUGAAACAGGCUGGAUCAAUACCAUUUUAUGAAUUCCCAUUUGCCAUCAGGGCAAAUACCUACAGAGGAGAAGAACCUGUUCCUGAGCUGCACAAACCCCACGUUCCUCAGGCCACAGCAAGUCAGCUUGGUUCUGGUUUAAAAGAGCUGCAGACAAAUGAAGAGCCACAAAGCAUGGCAGGGUCCUGUUUCAGCAGCACUGAAUACAUUUCUCUACGGAUCGGGGCAAAUAUGUCAUGCUUUCAGGUGUCUGCUUUUGAGAGCACUGUCUUCUGGACUCUAACACUACUAAAGGCAGAAACACUUGUCAACAGAGAUGACCACAUCAAUCCACAACUUUACAUUUAACAGCCUGCUAUAAAAAGACCAGUUAGAAGUAGGCUUCCUUGCUUGUCACUGAUUUCUGCAUGACUAAAAGAGGAAAGAACUACUUCCUGAAAGUUAGAUGGGGGAGAAGGCUAUGAGCUGUCCUCAGUUCAGGGGACCAUUUUAAAAUCAGCAGCGAGAAGGAAGAAAGUAAAGGGGGAACAAGAAUGUCAGAAAGCCUCAUUUAUGCUGACUUGAACUUGACUGAAUCAACCCGGCCCAAACUACAGAAGGUCACAGAUGUCCAAGAUUCAACAUAUGCAGAAGUGAAAGUGCAGUCCCUAGACAGAAGCGCUGCAGUUAGCUACACGUCAUCUGGUAAAAGCUGUUGCUCCAGAACAUGCGUUGCUGUAUUGGUUGCUGUGAUAAUCCUCCUAUUGGUCUUAGCAGUGUGUCUGAUACUCAUGUAUCAUCCAACCACAAGCAGACCAGCUGACUCAAAAACCUUCUCCAUCACCUGUGAAGAUGCACAUGCACUAGGGCUGGAAUUAACUACAGAGAAUGGCAAGGAUCCCUGGUGGUAUGGUGAAAAUCAAAAGCAGAAACACAAAGGCUGCCCCAAACACUGGGAAAAAAAUGGGGGAAAAUGCUACUUCUUUUCUCAAAGGCAGAAUAAAGCCAAUUGGAAUGACUCCCGUAAAGAAUGUACUGACAUGAAGGCUGACCUGGUUAUCAUUGACAACAAGGACGAACUGAAUUUUCUCUACAAACAAUCUAGAAGUAGUUACUACUUACUUGGUCUCACAUACUCUCACAGUGAGAAGAAGUGGAAGUGGAUUAACAACACGGAACUUAGCUCAGACAUGUUUUGUAUAGGAGGAGACUUUACUGACUAUUUCUGCACUGUCAUUGGAUAUGGCAAAGUAGAAACUGCACCUUGCAGUGGAUCCUUAUCAACACAAAAUAUGUGCGAAAAAGCUGCAGAUAUUUCAGAAAGCCAGAAGGAGAGCUAAAAAAGAAGAGAUCCAAGCAGCAAUGUGAUCCCCAGCUUUCUGUAGGAAUGGCAGAUGGUAUUUGUGUCAUUUAUCUCUAGCUGUCUAAAUAUCUAGUCCAAGGGACUCUUAAAGGAUCCCUCUAGACACCCUGCCAAGCAUAGCACAUUCUUUCCCAAGAUGUGUGUCUAAGACUGGAUGGGUUCCCCUCUAGAAGGGCAUUUUCACACAUUAGGAGCCUGGGUGACUUCCUUAUACCAGAUGCCCAAGUUUCAGGCAGCCACUGUUACAUGAUAUGAGUCCAGCCUUAGGGAUAGGUGUGAUCACAGACAGAUCCUGUCUCUUAUAGACACAUGCAUAUGCACCCAUACAUUCAGAGCCCCGCUUAUGAACGAGGAGACACUUCAAAGCCUUGAUGUGCACUAGUCCUCCCUGCAGCCACAAGUGAAGGUUAGCACAUAUAUGUAUUUUGGAUCCUGAAGAAAAGUGCAACCACACUCAUUGCCAUGUGUCAUAGAUAUAAUUGACAGGACAAAGUCAAAAGUGUGUGUGUAUAAACCUUACUCUGUAAAAAACUGUCUUUGUUAAAAAACACACUGGAUACCAAACCUAAAAUGCCAAGGCUAAAAUGCGAUUCACCAGAACAUCCAGAAAUGAACCUUCACCACAGCUCUGUGCAUAAAAUCACCACCAGUCCUAUGUAGGUGAGGGAAAGUUUAUCAGAUUUAAAGCGAGCCUUGCUGGGGAAGGGCACAGGAUGAAGAGCAUUAGAAACCACCAAAGCCUGAAAAACACAAUCACAAUAAUAGCUCAAUUGGACAGAAAAUAGUCAAAUCAAAAAACAAUUAUCUGUGAAGAAGCUGGUGAGAAGUAUGAGAGUGACCUACAGAGAAUGACAAUACAUUUGGAUUAUCCUGUUUUUCUUGGAUAAUGAUCUAAGGAGAAAAUUAUGCAUGACGGUUCUUCCUGCACAGAGAAGUUAGAGCCAACAGUGGAAACGGGUGGUAUCGGUAGAGCAGAGAUGUGACCAGCAAAUGGUGAAUAUUAGCAAAGCUCUCCCACUGUGCCUCAGCAGCUCCUGGGACCCUGAGGCUUUUGUGACUCCGAGGAUUGUCACUCUUAUUGUCUCCAUGGAGGCAGAAUCAUUUCUGCUUCAAAUGGCACCAUUCAUGGCUCUCUCCAUUUGCAGGAUGGAGAAAGAUCUGCAAAUUCCUUGAUGAAGUGGCAGUGACGUCAUGCUUUCUAAUUGGGGGAAAAAAAAAGGUUUUUUGCUUAAUCAAAGAAUUUAUAAUCAGAACAUUGCAGCCAAGGGUAGUGAAAAUGGAAUCAUACAGGAAAAAUUCUCUCAUUCUGAUUUGAAAGCACAUCUUGAUGUCUCUCAGACAAGCAAUACUCCUCGCUGUCCCCAUUCACCAAUGGCCAAGUUGACAGGUAAAUUAACAGAUGGCUAAUAUUGCCAUUCUUCCAGCAUAUGAAUGGAAAACACCUUGACAUGCUACUUUCUCACAGCUUUCUUAGAUGAACAGAAUAUCAUUGAGGGGGAGUAAGGGAAAAAACCUCAUUAGAAUAAGCUUGUCAGUUGGAAAUAAUCUUGUCCAUGGCAAAUAACCAGAGGAAAUGAGAAGCAUCUCAUAGAAACUGGCUACUCAGAAAUAAUUUACCAUGGUUUUGUGUAUUCCAGAGAAGACUGUGGGCCUUCAAAAGCAGGUAUCUGUAUUAAAAUUAUGGCAAAGCUAAAGGUCUCAGGAGGAUUUAACAUCCAUAACUAGUAGAGCAAUUAUCAUUAAAUUUCAAUGACAUUCUCAAAAACAGACAGACACCAGACAAUAAGGAUGAAGAUUUUUUCUUCUUUUUCUUCUCCUUUUUCAAUUUGAAAGUCUGAAAGCAACAAUUUCAGCUGUGCUGUAAUUCCAGAUACACCGAAAGAUCUGUCUUUUGCUGAUCCACCCUGUUAGAUUGCAAAAGUAUACUCAAUUUCCAUAUUGGACAGGAGUCUGGGAUUGGAGACAAUGCCAGACCUGAAAACU